Molecule: messenger RNA, 7911 nt
Organism: Xenopus laevis (African clawed frog)
Lineage: Eukaryota; Metazoa; Chordata; Amphibia; Anura; Pipidae
Gene: osbp.S
Product: oxysterol binding protein S homeolog
Exons: 15
Coding region: 110-2665 (851 amino acids)
Cellular component (GO): plasma membrane; cytosol; perinuclear endoplasmic reticulum
Molecular function (GO): small molecule binding; lipid binding; sterol binding
Source: RefSeq, a predicted model, not a curated record
AGUAUCCUAUUAUUCUUGAAUAGUUGAAAAAUUCUCUGUUGCAGCAAGCGGAACACAUUUUUGAUACCUCAGACUUUGACCAAACCAAAAAUGUCGCUAACGAUCCGAUAUGUCUGGCCUUAGUUCCUUUCGGUUCUCAAACGCUUGCGCCCCGCCCAUAGGAUGCACUUUCUUUGUCCAUGACGUGCCUUCUGGUUCCGGCUCGUCGCCGCAGUGGAUCCCGAUGGCUGAAGUACGCGCGGUUCCUGUCGCUUCCGGUACCUCUCCAGGUUCCGGCUCCCUGUCUCCGUCCCUGUCUCUACCGCCCCCUCCGUCUGGCCCCGGACCUGGGGGGGCGCCACCUCUGCCACCACCGCCGCCGCCGCCGCCGCCACCACCUGGUACCGGACCAGCCCAGUCAAGGGAGAGUUCUAGUAGUUCCUCAGGGUCUACCCCGGGUUCGGCCCGGGAGGGCUGGCUAUUUAAAUGGACCAAUUACAUCAAGGGAUACCAGAGGCGAUGGUUUGUUUUAAGCAAUGGGUUGCUGUCUUAUUACCGCUCAAAAGCAGAAAUGCGUCACACCUGUCGAGGAACAAUAAAUCUUGCAACGGCAAACAUCUCAGUAGAAGACUCCUGCAAUUUUGUAAUCUCUAAUGGAGGGGCACAAACUUAUCAUUUAAAGGCUAGCUCGGAAGUAGAGCGCCAAAGGUGGAUCACAGCACUUGAACUUGCCAAGGCCCGUGCUGUUAAGAUGCAGGCAGAGUCAGAUGAUUCAGGAGAUGAGGACCCAUCUUCUCAGACCGAUAAGGCAGAGGUCCAUAGCACUCUACGAGCUUUAUCUGGGAAGGUGGAAGAUUUGGGCACAUGCAAUGAUCUAAUUGCCAAACAUGGCACAGCUCUGCAGCGGUCACUAAAUGAGUUGGAAAUUCUGCGACUUCCUCAAGACAGCUCUGAAAAGAUUAAGCAAGUCAAUGAAAGAGCCACGCUCUUCAGGAUCACAUCGAAUGCAAUGAUAAAUGAAUGCUACCCAAGGAGGAGAGGAUGUGUUCUCCUUCAACAGCAUGGGCUACAAAACACUGUGCUGGGUCAUGUGUUAGAGGCUUGCAGAGACUUUAUGUCUCUGGCUGAAAGUCACAGUAAGCGCUGGCAGAGAGCACUGCAGUAUGAGCGAGACCAGCGACUACGCCUGGAAGAGACACUUGAACAACUAGCAAAGCAGCACAACCAUUUGGAACGGGCAUUCCAUGGGGCCACAGUUUUGCCAGCUGUCACUCGCACUGGGGUUUCCAAAGACCCUUGUGUGUCAGGAAAAGGGGAUCUUAGUGAUGAAGAUGAUGACAAUGAAUUUUUUGAUGCCCCUGAAAUCAUCAGCAGUCCCUCCCAGGAUGGCCUAGGUCACAAACGUUCUGGCAGCAACAUAAGCGCAGCAAGUUGUGACACAAUUGAAGAACAUGUGCGCCCUCCCUCAGAGGAUCUCCGAAAAGAAAGACGAACUAGGGUUCCUUACAAACCCAAUUACAGCCUUAAUUUGUGGAGUGUCAUGAAGAAUUGUAUUGGAAAAGAGCUUAGCAAGAUCCCCAUGCCGGUUAAUUUUAAUGAGCCACUCUCAAUGCUUCAGCGAUUGACUGAGGACCUUGAGUAUCAUACCCUGCUGGAUCGGGGGGCUCAGUGUGAAAAUUCUCUUGAGCAACUUUGUCUUGUGGCUGCAUUCACCGUCUCUUCAUAUUCCACCACUGUCUUCCGCACAAGCAAACCCUUUAAUCCUUUGUUGGGAGAAUCUUUUGAGUUAGAUCGGAUGGAAGAGAGCGGCUACCACUCGCUGUGUGAGCAGGUCAGUCAUCAUCCCCCUGCAGCUGCACACUAUGCAGAAUCUCGCCAUGGCUGGACCCUGAGGCAAGAGAUAACGGUCACCAGCAAGUUCAGGGGCAAAUACCUUUCCAUCAUGCCACUUGGCACUAUACACUGUCUAUUUCAUAACUCUGGGAAUCAUUAUACAUGGAAAAAGGUCACUACAACUGUUCACAAUAUAAUUGUGGGAAAACUCUGGAUUGAUCAGUCAGGAGAGAUAGACAUAGUAAAUCACAAGACAGGGGAUAAGUGUAAACUUAAGUUUGCUCCAUAUAGCUACUUUUCCAGAGAUGUGGCUAGGAAGGUUUCUGGUGAAGUAAUGGAUGCAACAGGACGAGUGCAUUACACUCUCAUGGGUACAUGGGAUGAGUGUAUGGAAUGCGUACCUUUGAGUUCUGUUGGCAUCGUCUCUGAAAAUGGGGGAGACAAGGCUGCAGAGAGCAGAAUGCUGCUAUGGAAGAGAAACCCCCUUCCUAAGAAUGCAGAGUACAUGUAUUACUUCACUGAGCUUGCUCUAACUUUGAAUUCCCCUGAGGAAGGCACUGCUCCAACUGACAGUCGACGGAGACCAGACCAACGUCUGAUGGAGAAUGGAAACUGGGAUGAAGCCAAUUCUGAAAAACAGAGACUUGAAGAAAAACAGAGAAAUACAAGAAAGAGGAGAGAGGCAGAACGGGAGAGAGCUGGGGAGGAUGGUUCCCCUGUGGACACAUACAGACCAAUGUGGUUUGAAAGAAAGAUGGAUCCUGUCAGCAAGGAGAUGACACAUAUUUACCGAGGCACCUACUGGGAAUGCAAGGAGAGACAAGAUUGGGCAUCAUGUCCAGAUAUAUUUUGAGGAUGAAGGAGCAGCAUUUUGUCUUCUUCCAAAUUCCUUUGCAGCCUCUCAAUCCCCAUCCUUUUAUCUACAGUGAUGCCUUACUAACUUAAUGUUCUUCCCCAUAUAAGCAGUGCCCUGUAGGUCUGUAACACAAAAAGUAAGAAUGACGAGGCUGCUGAUGUGAAGCUCAGGUUUGCAUUUUAAAGAAUUGUCAUAUGGUUUCAGUUAUACCUUAUAAUUUCGAGUAUGGGUAAAGAUUUAUAUGUACACACACACACUGUAAUUACAGUGUUUCAAUUACUGCUUCUGCUUCAGAUUCCUAAUUAUGAAAGGGUAACUAUGCAUUAUAUCAGUAUAUAAUGAUAUGCACUGUACCCAUGAGGCUAUAAGAUACCACAAAUUUUAUUUUGCCAUGUACAUGUUUUGAAAAUCAUAAAUAAUAAUAGAAUGUGUGCACAAUGUAUCACUUGUACCAGUAGAGGUAUUCUGUAAUGGCUCGUGCUGCCUUGCUAUACAAUGGUUUGGUUGACCUACAGAGCAUUGUUACCAUAAAACUUCAUCCCCAGUUAUCAGUUUAGAUCAGAGCAUACACUUUGAUCACUAGUAGGGGUGAGGGUACAUUCUGCCUUAUGUUUGCUGUUUUAAUUUCUUUUGAUUAAAUUUGCUGAGUGAAAUAACUUCUGUGGGAGGGUUUUUUACCUAUUGUUUAAAGGAGGAGUUAGGAAGGCAAAUGAUCUUAGACUUCUGGUAUGAUUUUUUUUGGUGUUUACAAUUAUUGAUUUAUUCUGUCUUCUGCUCCUAUCUUGCAUAUAAAUAUAUAUGUAUAUUUUUCACUUCUCUUUCUGUCUCUUUACCACUUUCUAUGUGUUUCUCUCUGUCUGGUGUCUCUCCUUUCUCUCUGUGCAAAUGCUAAAUUAAAUAAAGAUCAGAUGACACCUUUUCAGUUUCCAUAUAAUUUUACCAUGUCAAUACACUUAUAUCAUGAGCAAGGAGACCUUACAUUCUUUGUAGUAGACAAGCUAGGAAUACAUAAAUACCAAAUGUCAAGGUUUUUCUUUGUGUUUUAACUACACAAGAUUGCAGCCUUAUUGUAAAAUAAGAUUUUAUCACUAGUAGCAUUUUGUGUAAAUGGUUAUUAUGUAAAAGGAAGAUUAUCUCUGUACAAACAUGAUUUUAAGCCACACUUAUAUCUCAUUAAAGGGGAAUAUAGUCAUGUUUAUUUUCUCUUACAUUGCCUAUUAUGUACAGAUUAUGUUGUCUGAAUUUUUGGUUUUGUAUAUAAGUGGGAGAAUCAAUAUUGCUUGAAUUUUAAGUAAAUGGUGUAUUUCUCUUACAUUUUCCAAAGACAAUGGGGCAUAUUCCUCAGGGGUUCUCUAGAGGAGAAUUUCAGAGAUCUGAAAUUUGAUUGUUGGGUGAUCCCCAACCAGUGGCUCAUGAGCAACCUGUUGCUCACCAACCCCUUGAAUGUUGCUCCCAGUGGCCUCAAAGCAGGUACUUAUUUUUGAAUUCCUGGCUUGAAGACAAGUUUUGGAUACAGAAAAACUAAGUGUGCUGCCAAAGAGAGCCUAAUGUAGCUUGCCAAUCACAGCCCUUAUUUGGCACUCCCAGGAAGUUUUUUUCAUGCUUGUGUUGCUCAUCAAUUCUUUACAUUUCAAUGUGGCUCACGGGUCAAAAGGCUUUAGGCUAGUGCCACACUGGGGCUGAAAAUCAGACCCUAUGCAGGCAGUAGCCUUCUCUUCUUUUCACAAAGGGGACUGUUUAUAGAAUUGUUGAGGAACCCUUGUCGGUCUAAUAUUAACACUUUACAUAUGUUAGCAUUACAAGAAAAACCAAUUGAGCUCUUAAAAUCAGUCAGCCUCAGAUACCAUCAGGUAAAAAUUAUCUACCUCAUCCCCAUUUCUUUAGCCUGAAUUAGCAUUCCUGAGGAUAAGGUGGUAUAUACUAAAUCACAUUUCCUGUCAAAAGUGGUCUUUAAGAAGCACUAAAUCAGGAAAUGAUUACCUUCUUUGUGCUCAAACAUGUUAAAGAAGUAGCCAUGCAAAACUUAUAAGUUUACUUAUUCAGUAUCCAGACUCACUCUUUGCCCUCUGUGCUCCCCCUCACUGGGGCAACAAGGCCACCAGAUGCAUAAGAGAAGCAAUUCAGGUUGCCUAUGUACAAAAUGGGAUGAAAGCCUCACCCCUCCCCCAUUCCAGUCUCCGCUCACAUAGUUACUUAGUUGAGUUGGGUUGAAAAAAAUCCAUCAAGUUCCACCCCUCCAAAUCAAACCCAGCACACAUACCUACAAACACAAACACACUGAAACUAUAUAUACCAUCUAUCUAUCUAUCUAUAUAUAUUAAUUGAAGAUUUUAGUGUUACUAUAGCCUUGGAUAUUAUGUUUGUCCAAGAAAUCAUCUAAGCCCCUUUUAAAUGUGUUAACAGAAUUAGACCAAACAACGUCAUUUGGCAGGGCAUUCCACAACCUCACCAUCCUCAAUGGGAAGAACCACCUAUGUUGUUGCAAAUAAAGGUUCUUUUCCUCUAGUCUAAAGGGGGUGGCCUCGGGUUCUGCCCUCAUAAUUUAAAAUUUCCAUCCCCUUAAAGUAACACCAAAAAAGUUCUUUAAGGUAAUUAAAAUAUAAUGUAUUGUUUCUCUGCACUGGUAAAACUGGUGUGUUUCCUUCAGACAGACUACUAUAGUGUACAGUAAACAAGCUGCUGUGUAGCCACUGGAGCAGUCAUUCAAGCACAAGAUACAAUGUAGAUAACAUUUAAGUUCUGAAGAAGCCCAAUGUAUACUACAGAGCUUACCUGUUAUCUGCUAAGCAACCUGUGUGUCUUUUCUCCUUUUUUAGCCUAAGUGGCUACCCUCAUGGCAGUCUAUUUAUAUAAACUAUAGUAGUGUUUCUAAAGCAAACAAAAUACCAAUGCAGGGCACCUACUGUUCCUUUAACUAGUUUACUUGCACGUCUCUGCACUCUCUCCAGCUCAUUGAUAUCCCUCUUAAGGACUAGAGCCCAAAAACUGCACUGCAAACUCUAAAUGAGGCUUUAUGCUUUUAUCCCUUGUGUUAAUGCACUUUUAUGCAAGACAGUACAUUAUCUGCUUUGGUAGCCACUGCCUGGAACUUAUUUACAAAAACCCAUAGAUCCUUCUCAAUUUAAGAGACCCCAAACACUCUGCGAUUUAGUGUAUUACUUGCAUUUAUCAACACUGAACCUGAUUUUCCAGUUUUCUGCCCAGUUUUCUAAUCUAGUCAAACCAUCCUUCAUAGAACUUAUAGUUCUGCACAAUUAAGUAUCAUCAGCAAAAACACAAACAGUUCUUUCAAUGCCCACCUCCAGGUCAUUAAUAAACAAGUUGGAAAGGACCAAGUAUAGAGCCCUGCAGUACACCAUUAACAACACUCGUCAGUGGUGGAACUACCGGGGGAGCAGGGGGUGCGAGUGGGCCAUGCCCCGCUCCCCCUCAGGGCCCCCCGACAGCCCGCGCGCCAUUGGCAAUGUGGGCCGUGCGGAGGGGGGCGGGGCCCAGCUGCGCGUCACGCACCAGGGCCCGCCCCCCCUCUAGGAUCGCUACUGACACUGGUCCAAUUAAAAAUGUUCCAUUUACCACCACUCUUUGAAAUCUAUACUUCAGACAGUUCUCUAUCCAGAUACAAAUACUAUAUGUUCCAGACCAACAUUCCUUAAUUUAACCAGUAACCUUCUGUGUGGCACUGUAUCAAAUGCUUUAGCAAAGUCCACGUAGGUAACACCCACUGCCAUUGAAGAGUCGAACUUCCUGCUCACCUUGUCAUAAAAGGCAAUAAAAUUAGUUUGGCAAGAUUGGUUAUGCAUAAAACCAUGCUGGCACAAACUCAUAGUAUUAUGAUUUGCAAUGAAGUAAAGUAUCUCUUAGUACCCUAUUGAAAAGCUUCUCUACCACUGAUUUCAGACUAAUCGGCCUAUAGUUAAGAGACUGAUAAUGGGAUCCUUUUUUAAAUACAUUUGAAAUUCCCCAGUCUCUCUGCAGCAUGCCAGAUCUCAAUGAAUCCUGAAAAAUUAAGUAACCAGGUUUGGUAAUCACAGAGCUAAGCUUGUUUAGUUUAUCUUUACAUGUUCUAGUCUCUCUUGAAUUUCCCCUUGCUUGAACGAUGCAUCAUUUGAUGUAUUAAUAGAAUUAGGACUAUUUAGAAAGAAACCUUCAUUACUGGGUUCUUCAUUUGUAUAGACAGAUGAAAAAUAAAGCUCAGAAUCUCUGCUUUAGUUCUGUUCUCAUCAACCAACUGAUCCCCCUUGACAAGGGUCUCACCCCUUCCGGCUUCAUUUUUUUUUUUUUACUAUUUAUAAAUAAUAAUUUGGGGUUAAUUUUACUCCUUGCUGCAUUACCCUUUCCAUACUGAUUUUAGCUUGUCUUUUUUGUAUGAUUUAUACGUGACAACGUUUCAGCUGUCCUAGCUUAACUUCAAAGCCUUAAAAGCACCUCUUUAAUUACCAACCUCAACACCAACCAUAAAGGUUUUGCUUUGUGACAACGGCCCUUGCUUACAUAUACUGACAUGUAUAUUUAUUAAGCAGCAUUUUAAAGACAUUCAAUUUUUCUUCUAUUUAACUCCAUAGGCGGAGGGUGAAUAUUAUAUUUGGGGAGGCUAAAUAUGGACCUAAAGCUAAUCUCAGACAUUGAUCUGCUUUCAUAAAAUUGAUUCUCCCCCCCCCAACUCCUUCUAGCAGGGUCUACUAACUUUCAGGAAAACCAUGCAGAAGUGCAGGUGGUAGUGCUUUUCACCCUAAAAUGCUCAGGGUGUAAAAGUACUCACACAUGCACUUCCAUGAGAUUCCAACUGAGGUCACAUAAGAGGGGGUUAUCCAUCCAUCUACAUUCACAGUUAUUCCCCUUAAUUCUAAUAAAGGGGACAUUGUUUUGUGGAAUGUUAAGUCGGAGUAUUAUUCUUCACAUUUUGUAAAUUGAAAAUGUGCUGCAGACUGAAAUCUGGUUGGUUUGUAUGGGUUCUUAACUUAAAUCCAACACUACAACAAUUACUAUAUUUUCAACCCUAAGGGCUAAAAAAAAAAGUAUAAACUGUUGGAACAUUAAAGCAUUGUGUCCUAGGUAAGUUAGCUUAAAUGUGAGAGGAAUGUGGGUACUGACACUCUAGGAACAUUAUAUGGAGUGAGAUGCAGUCUAUAUUUAUAAAACAAGCAUGUUUUACACAGUGAAAAGCAGUAGGUACUGGCCCCCCAGACAUAUUAUAUACAGUGGGUACUAAUGCCAGACAUUGACGCCCCCCCCACACACACACA